AUGCAGCUCAAUGAUAACCUCAAUAAUGACUGCUACUUGGUAGCGGAAAAUGAACAGGGCAGCCGUAUCCAUUGCCACCGACACCGACAGAACCGACCUCCGGAGUCAUGCUCACCGCCCCAGCCAAGUCCACUACAGCGAACGACAACCGCUACCACAUGGGGGCUCUCUUCGUGCUCUUCCACUAGGACCACCGACUCUCAUUCUUCGCAGACUACCGACUCUGGUUCCCGUUUUUCGCGACAAUGGAAACAGUCAUCGGAACGUAUUCUCAUUCACAAUAGACAUGAUCAAUUCUAUCCGCUGUAUUCCCUAGGAAAGCGCUACCGAGAGAGAUGUCUCAUAUGGGAUCAGCGACGCUUUGAAUGUCAGCUGCAGCUCCAGUGCGGCGCUGAACACCAGAUACUUUGCCGAUUGAUUGAAAGAGAAGCGUUAGUGAAGAGAUCGACGGUGGCUCCUGCCGGUAGCAACCUAUUGCCGUCGAAGCACCUCGUCCGGAACGCCGACAGCAGGCUUUCCCUGCGAGAGGAAGCUACGAGUAGAAAGCACGAGGCCAGCUCAGACGAAAACAAGAAACUUCCGGCACGAACUAUUUGUUCUCCUCGAACCGAAGACAAGGGCAACACCGGUGGGCUUGAUCCUGACGCAGCUCAUGGUACGGCAGACCGCCCUCCUCCAAUGAGUCCUUUCGCCUCGUUACCACAAGGUGCCACAUCCGACUUCGGAGGGAUACGGCUGGACCGAGAGGAGUUGCGACGGCAACAAGAAAUCUUGGACGAGAUCGAACGACAAUAUGGCCGUCGCAAGCCCUGCAGAGUUCGCUGGCAAACUCCAGCAAACUCGCGCAGAUGUCCUGUGCCGGUAGGUACGGCUCGUGCCAUUCAGAACAGCCCUGGCCUUGAGAUGUCCUCGUCAAUGAGGGGAUCUGCUCCGUUACAUCCAAUGUCCGUUGACGACCACGUGACUCGUUUGGCCAAUGGCACCAAGAUACAAGUCAAGGGUACUCGGCACACCUACGAGUCCAUUAUCAUGGGCCACGCAAAGCUAGUCCAGUGCCCUGCAUGCCAGACCGUCCUGCAGAUUGGUGACACGGCCAAGAAGUUGUAUUGCACGGCAUGCCAACAAGUGUCUUCCAUCCGUCGAAUCGAUGUCGAACGUCCAGCAAGUGCUGUUGCUCAAGGGAAGUGGGACAGCCAAAUUGCUUCCGUCCUGCAACGGCAAGAAAUCAACGUAGUUCGAACGCUCAAGCAAGCCAAGCGAGUCGCUGGCUAG
Molecule: messenger RNA, 1272 nt
Organism: Seminavis robusta
Lineage: Eukaryota; Bacillariophyta; Bacillariophyceae; Naviculales; Naviculaceae
Source: the annotation of a GenBank genome assembly